Bactrocera dorsalis (oriental fruit fly) is the source of this 1111-nucleotide messenger RNA. It is a transcript of the gene Trax, whose product is annotated as translin-associated protein X. The record is from RefSeq and is a predicted model, not a curated record. Gene Ontology annotation, molecular function: sequence-specific DNA binding; RNA endonuclease activity; RNA binding. The transcript is spliced from 3 exons. Gene Ontology annotation, cellular component: cytoplasm; nucleus. Lineage: Eukaryota; Metazoa; Arthropoda; Insecta; Diptera; Tephritidae. Bases 66 to 983 code for a protein of 305 amino acids.
AUUAAUAUAAACAGUUGGAGUUUUUAAGGAGUUAUAUACAAGGAUAUAAGCAUAAUAAUAUAAAAAUGUCACAAAAUUCACGUUUUCGGCAUAAUAACCGGCGAAAUCAGCAAAAGCACAAGACUGGACAAGAUUCUAAUUUUAGUGAAGAAUUAAAUCCCGUUGUAAAAGUAUUCCAGGAAUACGCGCUUGAGCUGGACGACAAACAUGAUCGAUAUGAACGAAUUGUGAAACUUAGCCGCGAUAUCACCAUUGAAUCAAAACGUAUAAUUUUUCUUUUACAUACCAUAGAUGGUAGAAAAAACAAUCGUUCUAAAGUACUAGAAGAAGCUGAAAAACGCUUAACAAAAGUGAUUGAGGUAAAUUUUAAGUCUAUAGCUUUGGAGCUGAAUGGACAGGAUCCCUAUCAAUACAGAUGCGCAUACUCACCGGGAUUACAGGAAUUCAUUGAAGCAUAUAGUUUUAUGGAGUAUUAUAAAAGUGGUGCUGAUGAAAAGCCAGGCACAAUGUCGGAUUGGAUGUUUUUGCAACAAAAAAUGCAAUAUGAACGAGAUGAUAAACUUAAUACAAUCACAGACGAGUCUCAGAAAACAAUAGAAAGCCCAAAUCAACUGGAUAUAGAAACUGAUGUUAAAACUGUACCCCAAAAGUUUGAAUUCUUCGUUGACCCUACGGAAUAUAUUUUGGGAAUAGCCGAUCUUACUGGCGAAUUAAUGAGACGGUGCAUUAAUUCUUUGGGUAGUGGAGAAACGGAUGUGUGCUUGGAAACGUGUAAAGUUCUACAACAGCUUUAUUCAGGGUAUAUAAGUCUUAAUGUACAACGUUGUCGAGAAUUAUCUCGUAAAAUUUAUACAAUGCGUCAAAGUGUUUUAAAAGCUGAAAAUGUUUGCUAUAACGUGAAAGUGCGUGGUGGAGAAGCAGCGAAAUGGGGUGCUGUGUUUGAAAAUAAAAUGAAUGAUGAUUUGGAUGAAGGAUUUUAUUAAAAUGAAAAUUUAUAACAAAAAUAAAUGAUUAUUCACUCAAUUAAAGUUUCUAAAUGUAAAAGAAUCACAAUUAAAAAUAUGAUAAAAAACAUUAAAAGCUAUAAUACUAUUCAUACUUAAAAAAAAUA